GUUCGUGCACGACGACGUGUGGGCGAUCGUGAACAACCCCGACGUGCGGCCCGGCGCCCCGCUCCGCUGGGGCAUCUUCACCAACGACUUCUGGGGCAAGGGCAUGGCCGAGAACACCAGCCACAAGUCCUACCGGCCGCUCUGCGUCCUCACCUUCAAGCUGAAUAUAUUUUUGACUGGCACGGACCCAUUCUACUUCCAUGCGGUGAAUGUGAUUCUGCACUGCCUGGUCAGCCUCGUGCUCAUGUACACCUGUGAUAAGACCGUCUUCAGGAACCGCGGCCUGGCUCUUGUCGCGGCGUUACUUUUUGCUGUGCACCCUGUUCACACUGAGGCGGUGGCUGGGAUCGUUGGCAGAGCUGACGUGUUAGCGUGUCUGCUGUUUCUGUUGGCCUUUCUCUCCUACAAUAGGAGUCUGGGUCAGGGCUGCGUUGGGGAACGCUUCCCUCCCACAGCUUCUCCCUUCUUCCUGCUUCUCAGUUUGGUUCUGGGCACCUGCGCCAUGCUGGUGAAAGAGACGGGCGUCACCGUGUUUGGCGUGUGCUUAGUUUAUGACCUCUUCUCCCUCUCCCACCAGCAAGACAAGUCGAGCAAUGGGGUCAUCCAUCAGUGCGGCCUGCAGCAGCCCGGGAGCCCCCAGCCCGCCUCCCUGCCAGCCCACCCUCACCGCGAGAGCGGGAGGCAGCAGCGGUUCCCUCACAAAGGAGCUUGGGGUGGCUGCCACUCCUCACUGCCACCAGAGCCCAAGAGCAGUGGAUUCCCAGUGUCGCCGCGAGCUGUGUGGUCCUUGAUGAGGUAUCUGACAGCAAGCAGCAAUAGAAAUUUCCUGCUUACCAUGAGACCAUUUUUAAAAAGAGCCGUUUUGGUCAUAAGUUAUGUGACUGUUGUUUUGUACUUCCGUCUGUGGAUAAUGGGAGGAUCUAUGCCCCUCUUUUCAGAGCAAGAUAAUCCAGCUUCAUUUUCGCCUUACAUUCUCACAAGAUUCCUUACCUACUCCUACCUCUUGGCCUUCAACGUGUGGCUUCUGCUUGCACCUGUUACCCUGUGCUACGACUGGCAAGUUGGCAGUAUUCCUCUGGUUGAGACUGUAUGGGAUGUGCGGAACUUAGCCACCAUCUUCCUGGCAGUUGUUAUGGCCUCACUGAGCCUGCACUGCUUAGCAGCCUUUAAGAGACUGGAGCACAACGAGGUCCUCGUGGGCUUGCUGUUCCUGGUGUUCCCGUUCAUCCCAGCCAGCAAUCUCUUCUUCAGGGUGGGCUUUGUGGUGGCGGAGAGAGUCCUGUACAUGCCCAGCAUGGGCUACUGCAUCCUUUUCGUGCAUGGACUGAGCAGGCUCUGCACUUGGCUGAACCGGUGUGGAGCCACCACCCUGAUGGUGUCCACUGUGCUGCUGCUGUUGCUCUUCUCUUGGAAAACUGUGAAGCAGAAUGAAAUUUGGCUGUCGAGAGAGUCCCUGUUCAGGUCUGGAGUUCAAACUCUGCCCCACAACGCCAAGGUUCACUACAACUAUGCCAAUUUUCUGAAGGACCAAGGUCGGAACCGGGAAGCGAUCUACCACUACAGAACAGCCCUCAAGUUGUAUCCACGCCACGCGAGCGCCCUGAACAACCUCGGAACGCUGACAAGAGACACGGCGGAGGCAAAGAUGUACUAUCAGAGGGCUCUCCAGCUGCACCCACAGCAUAACCGGGCUCUUUUUAAUCUGGGGAAUCUCCUUAAGUCCCAGGAGAAAAAAGAAGAAGCCAUCAGCUUACUGAAGGAUUCCAUUAAAUACGGGCCAGAGUUUGCAGAUGCCUAUUCAAGCUUAGCUUCAUUACUGGCCGAGCAGGAGAGAUUUAAGGAAGCAGAAGAAAUAUACCAGGCUGGAAUAAAGAACUGUCCUGACAGCUCAGAUUUACACAACAACUAUGGAGUUUUCUUAGUUGAUUCUGGCUUUCCAGAGAAGGCAGUGACCCAUUACCAACAAGCCAUCAAACUUAGCCCAAGUCAUCAUGUGGCCAUGGUGAACCUGGGGAGACUCUACAGGUCCCUGGGAGAGAACAGCAUGGCUGAAGAAUGGUACAAGCGCGCCCUGCAGGUGGCACGCACAGCUGAGAUCCUGUCGCCUCUGGGAGCACUGUAUUACAACACUGGCCGACAUGAAGAGGCUUUGCAGAUUUACCGGGAAGCCGCCGCGCUCCAGCCUUCUCAGAGGGAGCUUCGCCUGGCCCUGGCCCAGGUUUUAGCCGUGAUGGGUCAGACAAAAGAAGCGGAAAAGAUGACCAACCACAUUGUGUCGGAAGAGAGUGGGUGCCUUGAGUGCUAUCGCCUGUUGUCGGCAAUCUACAGCAAGCAGGAGCACCACGACAAGGCGCUUGAUGCCAUAGACAAGGCUCUCCAGCUGAAACCAAAGGACCCCAAAGUCAUAUCUGAACUUUUUUUCACAAAAGGAAACCAACUGAGAGAGCAGAAUCUUCUUGACAAAGCUUUUGAGAGCUAUAAAGCAGCCAUAGAACUCAAUCCGGAUCAGGCGCAGGCCUGGAUGAACAUGGGUGGCAUCCAGCACAUCCAGGGAAACUAUGUGUCUGCAAGAGCUUAUUAUAAGAAAGCCUUACAGCUGGUUCCAGACAGCAAACUGCUGAAGGAAAAUCUCGCGAAAUUGGAUCGCCUAGAGAAACGAUUACAAGAAGUUCGAGAAAAGGAUCAAACAUAGCACCAUUUGACCCAGUCUCAUGAGAUAAUGUGGGUGCCUCUGACAGAGGAAAAAGUGAUAGAGGCCUUGCUUUCACAUCAGCAGAGGCACAACUAACGACGCUUUCUUCUCAUUCUGAGUUCAGGGGGCGCAUUGUGGGCCACCUGCUGGUCACCCCGUUGCUGAAGGACUUUCUGUGAAAGAAGAUUAAAAGGAUGAGCCUGGGCAAGAAGGUCUGAGAGGGAAGGAAAACAACCACACAUUUUACAGAUUUUCAUUUGGCUUAACUUCAGAUUUCCCUUGAUCUAUUUCUAUGCUUUUGCAACCUGGAUUUCCUUGUUUAGACUUGUAUGUCCCAGAGAUACAGAAGCUUAAAAUGCUCUGAAGGCAGAUCUUCCUUUCUUUAUGGGAUGAGAUAUUUCAAAAGAGGAUAAGUCCUCUGGCGUAAGCCAUAUGGAAAGUAAUACCAAGAAUGGGCCCAUUGAAUUCUCCAGAACCAGAAAUGUGUAUCCAGUGGCUUUUGUAAAACCUUCCAGAAUAUGUGAAGGAAAGCUAUUCUUAAAUGAGCCUUAUCUUAUGUCCUCCUAAAGAUAUUACUAGAGCCCUUUGAGGAAUAAAUAAAAUUCCACUCUGAUGCAUUGGCUAAUAGAUCAAAGGAGAAGCUUUUGGAAUUAUAUGUAGAUAACUUUUAUCCCUAGGGGAAAGUCAAGGAACUUGGUACAGCUAAUUCUUUAUGGAAAUGUUUAAAAUUAUUUUAAUUUUAUCAUAAGUAUUACUGGAGUAGUGAUUCUACUCGAAGACUCCAAAAGUGCAUUUAAAAUCAUACAUGUUUCCUGCCUCCAAAUAUAUUGUUAUUUUGGUGGAGAAAAAAUAGUAUAUUCUACAUAAAAAAAAUUAAAGGUAUUAACUGAGA
Otolemur garnettii (small-eared galago) is the source of this 3584-nucleotide messenger RNA. It is a transcript of the gene TMTC1, whose product is annotated as transmembrane and tetratricopeptide repeat containing 1. The record is from RefSeq and is a predicted model, not a curated record. Gene Ontology annotation, biological process: protein O-linked glycosylation via mannose. Gene Ontology annotation, molecular function: protein binding; mannosyltransferase activity. The transcript has 20 exons. NCBI's taxonomy places the organism in Eukaryota, Metazoa, Chordata, Mammalia, Primates, Galagidae. Bases 104 to 2692 code for a protein of 862 amino acids.